CGAACUGGUGACAGACAGCUUCGCGUUCUUCCGCUACGGUGAUGUGUCGUCGUUCACCGCUGUGCAACCGUGCCGUCGCGCCGUGCCGUGCCAGCCGCCGAUUAAUACGGAGUACGGUCGCGCGUCAGCGGCGGCGACGACGACGACGACGACGACGACGACGACGACAACGACGACCGGCGUCGACGACGACGACGACGGUGGCGCGUGCCGCGAUUAAUAAACGGGCAGUGUGUGGUGCUGUGGGGGAAGAGACGAUGACGACCGGGGGGAUAAUUUGGGUGGCGACUUGAGGGCAGAAAUGUUGAAAUUCGGCAGCAAGAGCGACGUAACGGUGGUGCAUCGCGCCACUAUUCGACUGUUCGACGACAACGAAAUUAUUUACUGCGACUUUCAGCCACAAGACAAAGGACGAUACAUUCUCGAAUAUGUGUGUAAGCAGCUCAACAUUUUGGAGAUGGACUACUUCGGGCUUCGCUACGUCGAUAAAGAAAGGGAAAGGCAUUGGCUGGACCUAGCGAAAACGGCGAUCAAGCAAGUGAAAGACAUGCACGAGAUUUUGCUGUGUUUUCGCGUGAAAUUCUAUCCGCCCGAUCCUCUGCGGCUAAAGGAGGAGAUCACCAGGUAUCAAGUGUACCAGCAACUCAAAAGGGACCUGCUUUACGGACGUUUGUGUUGCAGCCCCGGCGAGGCAGCGCUUCUGGUGGCUUGCAUUGUGCAAAGUGAAUUGGGGGAUUACGAUCCCGAGAUCCACGAAGGGAACUAUAUCUCCGAGCACAAAUUGCUGAAGACGCAGACGCCGACGAUCGAGGAGAAGGCGAUGGAGCUACAUCAGACUCAGUUGAAAGGGUUCACCCCGGAACAGGCGGAAAACCACUUUCUUAGGAUAGCUUCGCAACUGGAUACGUACGCGGUCGACCCACAUCCGGUCAAGGAUCCUGACAAGGGCACGCAGCUUCAUCUAGGCAUUAACCACUGUGGAAUCCUGACGUUCCAAGACUCACGGAAGAUACAACAUUUCCGCUGGUCGGAAGUUCAGAAGAUCAAUUUCGAAGGGAAGAUGUUUAUCGUGCAUGUGACGAUAAGCGAGGACGUGAGGACGAAGAAAAAGCAUCUCGUCGGGUUCAAAUGUCCCACGGCAACAAACUGUCGUCACGUGUGGAGGUGCGCCAUCGAGCAGAUGCUGUUUUUUACCUUGCCGAGGGCGUCGGACGCGCCGGUGGUGAGUGGCGGCUCUAUCUUCUCGUGGGGAUACAAGUUUAAAUAUACCGGAAGAACGGAGAGGGAAGUUCUGGAGGAGGCAGGACCACUCCGGAAGGAGGAACCGCCGAUACAACGCUGCCAGACGACGUGCUUGAGAAGAAAGGCCAGCAGCGUACCGGCAACUCCCAGCACGCCGAGCCAGGACCUCGUCGAAAUACGAUAUUCUAGCUUACCACGUAGCUGUCACAGCGCGGGCCUAGACGGCACCGGGAUGCUGGAGGGCGGUGCGGGUGUUCCUCUCAGCUCGCCCUACUGUCCAGACAAUACCUUGCCCCUUCUGGAGACUGUAUCCGAGGACCAAGAGAUUCAUGCCAGGAGAAACAACGCCGUAGACGAAAAUGAUACGCAUGCGAGUGCCACCCACACGUCUACUAUCACCACCACCACUACCACCAUCACCACCUCCAACACCACCACCACAAACCGUGCGAAAGCCAAACUGAAAUUUCCCAAGAGCACGCUGAACCGACCGCAACCGUUGUACAGUCAGAAAAUAGUGAUAGGGUCGGAGGAGCUGGCGGGCCACGACGUCGAGCACGUCGUGCGGCAGCGCAUUAACGCCCUGAUUAACGAGCGAUGCCCGAUGGUGGUGCGGUCGACCGCCCUGAUAAUCAAGAGCUCGAAGGCGCCGGCGAGCGCCAACGGACGCAUCCCUCCUGCAGUCAAAAGCGUCAACUUUGAGCGCGACGCGGCUAAAACACGGGUAGAGGUAAGCGAGAUCGACGGCGAGGUAGUCCGCGAAUCGACGACGACGAAGACCGCCAACGGUUGCGCGAAUCUGGCCGCGAGGCCGGGACUGUCGAAUGGAUUCGAUCGCUCGGGACGACGGGAGGCAGCAGUCGGUCAGCACGAGGGCGAGGCGAACGAUUACUACUUCAGGGACUCCUUCGACCACUCUUCGUCGGAGAGCCAGCUGUUGGAUGCGUCCGGCAAGCCGCACAGCCGGUCGGUGACGCCGGUACCGAAGAUGCAGAAACUGCAAAAUUCCAAGCUCUGCCUGCAGCAGCAGCAUCAUCACCAGCAUCAUCAGGGCGUCCGUCGUGCGGUGAGCGGCAAGUUCAGACACAGGAGCUUGCACGUGGUCAGGAUCUUUAUAUCGGCGUUCAUGCUGACGAUCACGGUGCUGUUCAUCGUGACGGUGUUGGUGUUUGAGACGGACACGACGCUGUUCAACAGCUUGCGCAAGACGCCGGAAAUGGUGGCCUUAAGGAGCCAAUAUUACGUUCCGAUCAAGGAGUUCCUGCGGACCAAGCUCGGCCUAUUCUGAUGCGACAAGAUGACCGGGCCGAAGUCGUCCUACGUCGUCGCGUAGCUCGCUCUCUCCCUUCAGUGCCAAGUUGCCAGGACGGACUCGUGACUCGUGACUGAGAAUUACGGCGCACAAGUCGCGAAGAAAAGAACAUGCGCCUUUUUUCCUUAUCCUUCCUCCCCCUGUCUCCAAUCCUCAUUCUCCGUCGUUGCGCGCCGUCGCGCGUCGCAGCUUGGUCGCACGAGCGUGAGUGCUUCGGACCGAGAAAACCGAGUGCUACCGGAAGCAGAAGAAAGGAAGGAAGAGGAGAGACGAGAGAAGCGUCGCGCGUUCAAGGGAUCAGCCGAGGUCGGAAUCUCGCCGCUCGCGCAAUUAAAGCGUGAGAAACGUGUUCUAAUUCAAUUCGAUUGACGGAAAAUCACAAUUCUGUAUAAAACAAGAAACUGUACAAAGGUUGUAUUUAAUCGGGAUGUGAGCAAGAUGUAUGUAUAAAAUUGUAUUUAUGCGUUCUACUUUAUCCGCGAAUCUUCUUAAAUCGCUUAUUACGCGAAGAGCGUUUUACGAUCAAGCGUUUUAUUUCACCAAGUUUCUCCGACUCUUCUCAUUGGUUCAGUUGGCUCUUUUCCAUGAGUUGCUUCGGUUGCAGGAAAAGCAACAUAUUUAUUUCGCGGACAUUAAGUCUCUUCAGUUAUGAAAUAAUUUUCUUUUGUGAGAAUAUCUCGCAGUAUAUACCUAUUUAAUAACAAUAUUAAUCAUUGAUCUAUUGAAGGCAUUUAAAUCAAAUUUCAAUAUUCCUGUAUAUAAUUGCAAUGAUCAAAGACAAAUAUUUCGGUCGUUGAAUUAUUCAUCUUAAAAAUUGCAAUUGGCUCGAUCUAAAACUUUGUUACACUAAACAUAUUGCAUGCAAUUGUAGCAAUAUCUCGCGCCUUGCUUGCGUUUUAUCCAUGUCGUUAUAUUUGAAAAAAAGACAAAAAAAAACAGAUUACAAAUUUUGGCUAUAAGAAAAGCUCGAUUUUCUUCAGUGCAGGUGAUACCUUCCGGACUCGGACGGACGUUAUAUAUACAUAGUGCGAUGUUGGUUAUCGAAUGGCCUAUCGUGUUACUAUGAAGAGAACGAGGACAGGAGUGCUCUUUCUCCGGAUUUUCGCGAAACUUUUCCCCCGUGUGUCACGGAUAAUACGAAGAGACGCGCAAAUAACGCAAUGUUACGCGCACGCGCGUGCCACUAAAAUAGACAAAAUAAAAUAUUUUGACAUUGUGAAGAAACGAAAGAAAGAGCAUACAUACAUACACACCUACACACACAAAGGCGAAUGUGUAAUAUAAUAUACAUAUUAUAUAUACGAGUAUAUACAUACAAAUCAUUGACGAAGCGACGCUACUUAUAGGAACUUUAGAUUAUUUUAAACCAUCAACGAAAAGCAAUCGUUUUGUAGAUAAUUGUAGGCUAUAUACGUGCAGCUCUAGUACGGAAAUGGUGGAGGAUAUUGCGUGGCAGCAUUAAAUUGAUGAGGUUCCCCGCUGAUUUCGAUCCGCUGUCGGAUUUCUUUGCGUUUUUAUUCGGAUGUGCGCGAGCAUAGAUGCGCUUGAUGUGCGUAAUCACUUUGUCUCGUCAUCUUAUUCUAUCGCGAGAGUAUAACAUCCUUCAUCGCAGUGUGCAAAUUCUUGAUAUACAUCUUAAGGAUAUGUCUCUUCUACGAAAGUAAGAUCGGUCAGAACCUGCCUUCGUGAAUGUAAAUCACGUUUGAUAAAAUUAGAGAAACUUUGAGAAAAUUUAUCUUUUAAUCCUUGCGUUUUACAUAAGUGCAGUGAUUCUAUGAAAAAUAUGUAAUUGGAUAACGGUAUAUACGUAAAACGCGUUAAUUUCCAAUUUUUUAAAUAAAAAAAUUAUAUAAUUGAAUUAAAAAAAAUAUAUUAUCGUUUCUUUUUGCAGAUUAAUUGUACGCAAUUUCUCGAAAUAUUACUUAUGUUAAAGUAAAGCAAUUUGCUACAUAUUUGAAUACUUUCGCCAGUACGAGUAGGUCCUGAUUCGUCUUACACUUUAAACUGAAUGUCCGCUCCAGCGUUUUACUACCGAAAGUAACAAAAUUUUCCUAUCGAUAGCAAAAAUUUUCGAAAAGAAAAGUGGUCGAUAACACUCUCGACUCUUAGUUAAUCGUAAAGUUGUACAGUUGACAUUUGUUCUCGAGACGAAGGGCUUUUAACUCUCGAGUGGACACGCAGCCUCACUGUCAGCCAUUUUUCCUAAAAGUGCCUACGCUGUCUUACACCCUUUCGUGUCAUUCGAUUCGCUCGAAAUCCGCCCUAAGCUGAACGAAAAUGGGGUGGCGCGAGGAAAAAGGUGAAACGGAAACUAAGUAAAUUAAUGAAUCUCAUGCCGAUCUUCGCGUCGAAGCGUGGCGGCGUUCUUCUCUCUCGCGAGAUCUGUUUAUAUCUCAGGUCGUUAACGUUAUAGAUUCGCGAAAUUCUUGAGAUCGAUUCUGAAAGACGGAUUUGUCAGCUCGAAGGUGUUUCGACGAAACGAAAAGUAUCGUUGAGAGUACAGACGGCUCUAGACUAUUAGAGUGGUAACUGUGCGAGACGCGGUAUGUCGUUGUUAAUAACGCAGGUUUCGUGAGAUUUCGGACAUUCCCCAGGUGAGCAGUAAACCAAACCUCCCUUCUAGUCUAUUAUUAGCGUUGUCGGGGAAAACGCACGUUUCGGACUGGCAUACGAAACCUCACUUCCGCGGCUUACUAAUAAGCCGGCUGGGAUGAGAUUAGUUUAAAUCAAAAUUUAACGCGUUUAAAUUAGAUAAUGUUAGAGAUGAAGAGUAAUCCGUGCGAGAAGAUCACGUUUCGUUCGACGACCAAACGUUUCUCGCUGGAGCAGGAGAACGCCGUAAGCGACAAGCUAAUUGUAUAAAUAAACGAAUGUCAAUUGCAAUAUAAUGUAAUUCUAGUUAUUAAUUAAGGGUACCGGCUCUCGCUGGGUCAAUCGAUGUAAAAAAAAAGAGAAAAAAAAUUUUAAAAGAACUGAUAAAGUUUGAAAAUUGAUAUGCUACUUCUUAAUCCAAAUCUGAAUGAUUCUAUUCUACGAGCAAUCUUUGAAAGUAAAAUUAUUCAAUGGAUACAUCAAAUAAGGGAAAACAAUCUCUUGCCACGUUCAAUUUAUUAUGUAUGAUCAUAUACGGUCUUAACAAUUCAGCAUUAAUUCAAUUGUGUGAAUUUGAGACUAUAUAUGAUACUCGAGAGUUUGUACUUAACGGAGCUACUUACAAUUUUAAAAACUCAGAGAAGCAUGUACUAAUGGGGGAUUGGAAUUCCCGCUUGGAAUUGCCGCGAGUCUCGAUUAUUAAGAAUUGCGCAUCGGAGAGUAACACUUUCAAGUAGACACUCGGUCUAAAAUCCAAAGAGCAGAAUGGACAAUUUGUUGGAUGAAAAAGGAUGAAACGGACUGAUAUUGCGAGUUCAAGAUCGUCGGGACGUGGCACAGCCUCUGCUCGAUACACUUUUCAGAACUUCCCCCAUAAGAAUUAAGUUAUCAUAGAGGAUAUGCAGCUGUAUAUAGAAAGGAGGAGGAAGGAAGAAGGUUCAUUGUAAUGUUAAAAUUGUUAAAAAAAAAAAGUUUGCGAAUUAUAUGAUCUUUGUGCAACGAUUGAAGACAGGCAAUACACAGGACGUGUCCAAAAGAUAGAAGGUAACAUAUGUUUUCAAUAAUUUAGAUCUAGUUGAUAACGUAAUUAUUGGUGACAAAUUUGGUGCCAGACGUGUUAUAAUUAGCUCUCUUUAAUUUGGGGAGUCGUUCAAACAUUCAAUUCAUAUCGAAACGGUUAGAUCGUAAACAGUCUCUUGCGUGGAAUUUUUAGUAAACAGAGAAACUCGAGAUUCUUUUGAGAAUAUGUAAUCCUAUAUGUUGUAUAUUUUAAAAACGUAAAAUGUAAUUGCGCAUACGUGAAAAAUUCAAAGUUAAAAUAUCCCUUUAUAAUAUUCGUAUUAUCGAUAAGAUUUUUAUAUUAUUAGUUGACACCGCAAGCCGCGUUUCCUUAUUGUAAAUUGAUCAUGGUUGAACCCUCUCAGGUCUGAAUUUGUUUGAAAAAUGGAACAAUACAAAAAUAAAGUCAAAACGUAAAAAUUCAAAAUGGCAAAUCUGAUAUGGCGAAUGAUAUAUCAAAAUAAUAAGAUAUUAAAUUGAAAUUAUUUAUUAUGGACGUAAUUGGACGAAUUUUAUUUGACGUAAAUGCAAAAGAAAUUGUUUAUUACAAACAGAUUUUUUUCUCGCAACCUGUAAGUAUCGACCAAUAACAUUUCUUCCCAUUGGUAAUUAUUUUUCAAAUCAUUGAAACAAAAAGUACGUGCGUUUAUAAAUUAUGUAUAAUAUAAAUAUCAUUAGAAAUUUAUCCUGUCAGUUAUAUUUCAGUUAUCACCAAAAUAAUACAAAAAUAAUAUUGCACAUAUUGAACGUUCCACGAUUAAUUCGAAAACUUGUCGAUUUUAUUACGUAAAUAAUUUGUUUAAUCUUAUUAUUGUAUUUAUCGCAAUAUUUUUCAAUUUAAACAAGUUUUAGUUGAAUAACUCAAUAUUUACCAAAGAUAUGAUUUUUUUGAAGAUACUGAUACAUAUGUAUGUAUGUAUCAUUAGACCUGAAAGGGUUAACGCAUUAUACGCAAAUUUGCAAACAAUAGUAAUCUUCAAUUAAGAUUACGCAUGCGUCGCGCGACUGUAAAAUCCCAAAUUCAAUAUCGCGUUAAAUCGUAAAAUUCGUAAUCGUUUUUUGGCGCGCAAUCAGUGACCGUACUUGACGCUGAACACGGCUAUACGUCAAUUGUUACUAUAAUUACUUGAUAUCGCUGCCGAAAUGUGCGGAUCUUCAUAUAAAUGUACAUUUAGCCUACUGCGUUACUUUUAAUAGUCAAGUUGUUGAGGUUCUCGGGAUUAAUUCGUUAGAUAUUUAUUUGAUAACUAAUGGGUAAGUAAUUAAAUUUAUUCGCUGUAGCUGCUACAUGAAAUGAAUUUCAACCGAACCUUUAUACGAACGCGACUGCGGGAAUAAUUUAACAGAGGGCUAAAUACUAUGUUGUGUACAAAUGUGACGGUGGAUGUUGAGUAUAAGUGCAAUGUUAAUUAAAAACGGCCGACGCGACGACGAGAAUGGAGCUCUGCGCUAAUCAAAACGAAAUAACGAUGAUAAUCUUUCUACAAUCUCCAUUCGUAUGUACACUUUUUGUACGCUUGCAAAUUGUAGCGAACAGUUGUAGUCGUAUGAGGGGGUGCGUUUUUUUUUCCUGGUCUGUUAGUCCUUGAAAUUUUGUAUCGCAUGCAUGAAUAAACAAAACAUUUCAUUGCAA
Solenopsis invicta (red fire ant) is the source of this 7838-nucleotide messenger RNA. RefSeq names its product FERM domain-containing protein 5 (gene Frmd5). NCBI's taxonomy places the organism in Eukaryota, Metazoa, Arthropoda, Insecta, Hymenoptera, Formicidae. Gene Ontology annotation, cellular component: cytoskeleton. The coding region runs from base 302 to 2530 and encodes 742 amino acids. The transcript has 12 exons. The record is from RefSeq and is a predicted model, not a curated record. Gene Ontology annotation, molecular function: cytoskeletal protein binding.